This is a messenger RNA of Lycium barbarum (goji berry), 9213 nucleotides long. RefSeq names its product E3 ubiquitin ligase PARAQUAT TOLERANCE 3-like. Gene Ontology annotation, molecular function: zinc ion binding; nucleic acid binding; ubiquitin protein ligase activity. The coding region runs from base 154 to 2328 and encodes 724 amino acids. The transcript has 13 exons. Lineage: Eukaryota; Viridiplantae; Streptophyta; Magnoliopsida; Solanales; Solanaceae. The record is from RefSeq and is a predicted model, not a curated record. Gene Ontology annotation, biological process: mRNA processing; ubiquitin-dependent protein catabolic process; protein ubiquitination. Gene Ontology annotation, cellular component: nucleus.
ACAUUAAUGAACCACGGGAAACAUCCAAACAUAGGGUUAGAACCCUCAAAUCUCUCUACACAUACACAUAUACAGAUAUCUCUCUACACAUACAUAUAUACAGAUAGGAUUAUCAAAGACUGAUUGAAUUGGAGAUCUGGUAGAAUAGAAAGAAUGUCAAUUCAGUUCAAAUUUAGGAGCUGUUUAAACUUUGAUUCUGUUGAUGUAGAUGGUAGGCCGUCUAUAUCGUUGCGGGAACUGAGGAAGAAGAUCAUGCGCCACAAAAAGCUCAGCAUUUGUCAGGAAUUUGAUCUCAUUUUCUCAGACGCCCUCUCCGGCAAAGAGUAUAAUGACGAAAAUGUACAGAUUGCGAGUGGGUCAAGUGUAAUUGUCAAGAGAGUUCCUGCUGGAACGAUGCCUUCAGCUGCUAAGCCAUCAAUUGGUACCAUGAAGGAUUUAGGGCUGAAAGAUGCUGAUCCUGUUAAUCAUGUGGUUGGGCAAGCCAAUGUGUUUGAUGACUUUGGGAAUGACAUUUGUCCAGUGGCUGAGGGAACAUUUCUUGGCAGUGAUAUAGGAUAUGGUAAUAAGAACUGCCGGGACUUUGAAAAAGAGAACCUCUCUGGUCCAAGGGUGGUAAGGUCCAAUUUUCCAGCUGUUCCUGGUAGUGGUUUGCGUGUAGAACUGCAAUGCCCUCUCUGCAAUAAUUUCUUGAAGGAUGCUGUGCUGAUACCUUGCUGCCAGCACAGUUUUUGUGAGAAAUGCAUUCGGCUAGCUCUUCUUGAAAAGGCAAUGUGCCCAAAAUGCCUUUCUAUUAGAUGUAGAGUGGAAGAUCUGCUACCGAAUUUAUCUCUCAGGCAAGCAAUUGAGCAUUUUCUUGAAUCCCAGAUGGUUGUUGCUGAGUCAGAAAAUGCUUUACGCAGAUAUGCUCCAGAUGGUGAAUCUGGAAUUCAUGUGAGGGAUGUUUGUUGUGCUGUAACUGUUGUACAACGGGAACCGGAGAUGCCUCAGUCACCCUCAGCUACUGGAGAAGGAUCCAAUCAAGUUAUGGCAGAAUCUUUAAAUGACUCACUUAUUAGGAAAAAAGCGUUGGCAAGGACAAUGCAACAAAUGGAUGGAGGAAGAGGUCGAUAUGCUAAUCAUUGGAAUUUUCCAAGUGUAACUGAUGAUCCAGAAGAUUGUCAGGGUGAAAGCAACCCUAUUAAUUGCCUUUAUUCCCAUGUUCAGGAUGAAGCUGAUUCUUCCAUCAAGAAGAAUAAGGACCACUUCUGUGACACAAGAAGUGGGGACAUGAAUUUUGUGCCUGCUGGCAGAGUUAAAAAGGAUCGUAACUGUUACAUGUGUGGUUCUCCUGACCAUCUCAUCAGAGACUGCGCAUUUGCUUCCUAUCCAAAUCCAAUGCUUCAGACAGGAAACGCCAUGCUUACGGGAGGAUUUCCAAGGUAUCCAUCACCUUACUGGAAUUGCAAUACAUAUUCCACAAUGAGGCCAUUUGCAAAUAUGUAUGGUAAUGCUGGAAAUGCUCCAUUUAAUGCUUGCAUGGUUCCUCCAACACCUUUUGCUCCUCCUUAUAUGCGAUCUAUGCAUAGUAGCGUGGCUUUACCCGGAGGAAUCAUGGGAAUGGGUGGUAUGGCACUUCCAGCUGGAAACAGAGAUGAUCUCCCAUUGAAGCAAUAUGAGUACAUGGGCCUCCAGCUUGAUGAAGAUAAAAGGAGAAUUCAGCAUGAAAAAAUGAGAAGAGGGCAAUAUUGUCAAGCUGAGUCUAACUUUAAGGAGCCUUCCCUAAAAAAUGACCGAGAAGCAUCAGGAAAGGUCCAUAAGGAGAGGGAACCAAGUACAAGUUGUUCUGGUGAUGGCUUUGCUCGAAAAACACACAGAAAGCACCUCCGUGUUGAGAAAAGAAGGGAGAGAAGUCCUCAUUCCUCAUCUGAUUAUAGAGAUAAGGUGCGUCGUCACUCUGACAGGUCUAAUUCUGUCACUGACGGUUUUCCUAGUAGUUCUGAUAGGCGUAGGAGAGAAAGUCAUCAACACCAUAGUCGGGACUCAAGAAAGGACCAUGAAUGUGAUUCUACUUUGGAUCACUAUCAAGUUUCUGAUCGUAAACGUGGAGUUAAUUGUCAUGUAAGAGGCUCUCAUCAGAAACAUCACCGAAGUUCUGCACUUGAACCUAGUGCACCUGUGCAUCAGAAAGCACGAUCCAAGGAGAGGGGUUUGGGGCAUGACGCAAGGAACUCCAGGCACCAUGAAAGACACUCCAUCGAUGAGGUACGUGACAACAAGAAACGGAUGAGCAGUGGCUCUUAUGAAGAUUGCAGAGACAGUUAUCAUCACAAGCGAAAAAGAGUCCAUUGAGAGUAAUGAACAUGACUCAUGAGGUAAACUUGUAAAUGAAGUUGUUCAGAAAUCAGUGUAGGUGAUCAACCAGGUUCCUGUUUCCUUUUGAAUAGGUACAUUGUAUUAACUUGGUCUUGUUGUAGCUUUGGUAAAUGGUCUUUUAUAUCCUUAUGGAAAUAUAUUGGUCCCUACAACUUGUAAAAGACGUAGGUGUUUCAGGAUCUAAUUUGCAAUAUCUGUUGGCUUUGUUGGUACAGAUCUGUAGAGUGGUCAGCUUUUGGACAGUAACAUCAUGACUAACUUUUGUUCAUUUUCCUAACUAAUCCUCUUCACUUCUUUAGUGUGAGGUCUGGAUGCUAGACAAGGUUUUAACCAGAAGCCAUCUGGUUACAAAUUAGUAUUUUGGACCGUUUUAUAUGCUGCCCAACAAUUGUUUUGGACAAAGGUAUGGAAGCUGAUUUGAGGUAUGUUCUCUGUCUUGGUAAUGCUUACCGCAAGUAAUUUCCACCCUUUCAGUGGUACAAGUUCCUCUUAAGUCCUAUUCACUUAAUUUGGUCCGCCUACCACUUCCGUCUAGCUGCCAACUAGAUCGAUCAACAGAUAAAAUGCUAAUUACUGAGAUAUUCUUCGGAAUAAAUGAUAUAGUAUGAUGAUGGCAUAAACUACGAUAAAGUUAUCUUGCAGUAUGUUGGUGAGAUGCGUACAUUCGAACAAGAGAUGCAUAAGUGCUAAAUUAAGAUCUUGUAUCAUGGUACCCCUUCCGUUACAUUGUACUGUACAUUGAAUCGUCUGGCAUUACAUAGAACAUGAGAAGACAAAUUCUCCGCGUAUUCUUGGAUGAGAAUCCAUUUUUAACAGAGAGGUGUGCUAUUGCAUUCAUUUUCUUAAUAAUGGUGCUAUGACCCAAAAUUCCACUGGUAUGAUCUCCAAAGUUCAUAACAGCUCAACUCAUACCUAGCAAGUGUAACAUUGGUACAAUAAUCCACGUGUGUCAGUAAGUAGCAUUGACCGUCCCAACAAAGUAGUAGCAAGGGUUAUCGAAAUACUCACUUUCAAACUUGUGCAAUUAUUAUAUCUGACAGUAAUAACAUAUAUGAUCCACCAGCUAAAAGUCUCGGUCGCACCUAUGCGUUUCAACAGACUGUCCAUGACGCCCAAUUUUACUUGCUUUGAACUAUGCAUUUCAAUAGACUGUCCAUAGUCAACAAUAUCUCAUCAAUUGCCCAACCAACUAUGCGUUUCAUCAAUCGUCCACAGUGGUGGCAACAAGACUUAUUUCGUGGUUUUACCAAUGCAUAGCAAUAGACCAUCCAUAGAACACACCAUUACCUGUGGUGAACUAUGUGUUUCAAUAAUCGUCCAUGGUAGUGUCACCUCAUCUUAUACCCGAGCCAACUGUAUGUAUCAUUAGUCCGUCCACAGUGGUUGUCGCCCCGACUGUGUGUGUGAGUUAAGUACUGCCCAUAGCGUGUAUGAUGCUCACCAUCUCAUAUCAAACAUCAAUCUUAUCAAUAAUGUCACAGACUCAAUAGAUAUGAACUUGAGCAAUUACAAAGAUAAAAUCAUUCUAGAAUGUAACCUAGUCAAAAAACAACAACAACAACAAACCUAGCGCAAUCCCAAGGAGUCUGGGGAGGAUAGAGUAUACGCAGACCAUAUCCCUACCUUGUGAAGGCAGGGAGGCGGUUUUUGAUAGACCCACGGCUCAAAGGGUGAGGAAAAAGAAGCAGUAAUAACAAGCAAUAACGGUAGCAAGAUAGUAAGAUAACGAAGUGAAAGAAACAUUACUGAAGAUACUUUUGAUGUUUUAGAUUACUUGUAAGGAAGAAUAUAGAUAGGAUAUUCAAGCUGUAAGGUGUAACAUUUUGAAAGGGGGACUGCAUUCUUUUUGAUGUAGUAUACCUGUGGAUAUAUAGUUAACUCUUACCAUUAUCAAAAAAAAAAAAAGUGAAAGAAACAAUCAGAUAGUACUAAAGAUGAGAAGCAAAUGCAAGGAAAAAAAUAAUAAUCUAAAACUCCUGGUAUGGAAAAGGAAUACGCCUGACAAUCUACUAACCAACAACAUACCCAGUUGGAUCCCACAACGUGAGGUCUGGGGAGGGUAAAGUGUACGCAGACCUUACCCCCACCUUGGAAGGUAGGGAGGCUGUUUCCGAAAGACUCUCGGCUCAAAAGAAAACAAGAAAAACAAGAGAAACAAGGGAAAAGAGUCAGAUACAGACAAGCAAAUCAAAACCAUGUGAAAAUGAGAAAUAGCAAGAGCAACGAAGUCUUGAUAAAAUAACAAAGAUAGAUAAGACCAACACAUAGAAGCAGGAUAAAAAUACUCCUAAUACGAGAAAGGAAACCUCGCGGCCCCCCACUAGCCUUCUACCCUGAUACUCGACCUCCACCCCCUCCUCCUAUCACCGGUCAUGUCCUCGGUAAGCUGGAGUAACGCCAUGUCCUGCCGAAUCACCUCUCCCCAGGCCUUCUUUGGCCUACCCCUCCCUCUCUUCAGGCCCACCACAGUCAUCCUCUCACACCUCCUCACUGGCGCAUCAGCGCAUCUCCGCUGCACAUGGCCGAACCACCUCAACCUCCCUUCCCGCAUCUUAUCCACCACAGGGGCCACACUCACCUUAUCCCGAAUCACUUCAUUUCGAAUCCUAUCUCUCCUGGUAUGCCCGCAUAUCCAUUUCAGCAUCUGCAUCUCAGCUACCUUCAUCUUCUGGACAUGCGCUUUCUGAACUGGCCAGCAUUCCAUCCCAUACAACAUAGCCGGUCUAACCACCGCUUUGUAGAACUUUCCCUUUAGAAUAGGCGGCACUUUUUUAUCACACAACACCCCCGAUGCAAGCUUCCAUUUCAUCCAUCCCGCUCCAAUACGAUGUGUGACAUCGUCGUCAAUCUCGCCAGUCCCUUGGAUGAUCGACCACAGGUACUUGAAACUUUCUUUCUUCGGGAUGACCUGAGCAUCCAGCUGAACGUCCUCGUCCUCUACUUGACUCCCAUUACUCAACUUGAAACCCUUCGACUCCAGAGUCUGUCGCCAAACCUCCAGUCUCGCGUUAACACCGCUCCGCGACUCGUCAAUAAGCACAAUGUCAUCUGCAAACAACAUGCACCACGGUACCUCUCCUUGGAUGUGGCUUGUCAGAGCGUCCAUAGCCACAGCAAACAGAAAUGGGCUAGGCGCGGACCCCUGGUGCAGGCCCAUCGUGACUAGAAAGUGUUCCGAGUCACCUCCAACCGUCCUCACCCGGGUUUUGGCUCCAUCAUACAUGUCCUUAAUCGCUCUAAUGUAUGCUACAGGAACACCUCUAGCUUCCAGACAUCUCCACAGCACCUCUCUUGGGACUUUGUUGUAAGCCUUCUCAAGGUCAACAAACACCAUGUGCAAGUCAGUCUUCUUAUCCCUAUACUGCUCCACCAACUCUAACCCUCUACCCUAAUUCUCAACCUCCAUGCCCUCCUAUCAAAAGUCAUGUCCUCGUUAAGCUAAAGCUGCAUCAUCUCCUGCCUAAUCAACUCGUCCUAUUCUUUUUUGGCCAACCUAUACCUUUCCUUAGGCCCACCAUGGCCAACCUCUCACACUUCCUAAUUGGGGCGUCCGUGCCUCUCCUCUGCACAUGCCCGAACCAUCUCAACUUCACUUCCCGCAUCUCAUCCACCAUUGAGGCCAUUCCCACCUUGUCCCGAGUAUCUUCAUUUCUAAUCUUAUCUCUCCUGGUAUAUCCACACAUCCAUCUCAGCAUCCUCAUUUCUGCUAUUUUCAUCUUUUGGACAUGGGUGUUCUUGACAGGAAAACACUCUGCCCCAUACAACAUAGUCAGUCUAACCAUCACUUUAUAAAACAUACCUUUAAGUCUUGGUGGCACAUUCUUAUCACACAGAACACUGGAUGCGAGCAUUCACGUCAUCCAUAGUGCUCGAAUAUGAUGUGUGACAUUAUCUUCAAUCUCUCAAUUGCUUUGGAAUACUAAUCCUAGUACUUGAAACUUCCUCUCUUGGGGAUGACUUGUGUAUCAAGCCUUACGUCCACGUCCGCUUCGUGAGACACGUCACUAAAUUAAAAAACAUCAAUAAGGCAUAGAUAAUAUGCUUAACUUAUCAUAACAUGGAUAUGGAAAAUGAGGCUACACUCUAGCGUUUCAACUAAUUUCCUUUUCAAUAAUUAAUAGUCGUAUAUAUGCUUGUCACGCGAUAUAUACGCUAAGCACAUAGAACAUGGAUUUUGGGAAAAUCCCUCGUUGAGGUCAAACCUUUAACUUAUCUCGGUUCGAAGCAACUCUAGCCUUCUCAAACCUUCUUUCCGCACUCAAAUCCAACAACACGAGCUCCAUCCAUUCAAAAGAAUACUACGAGGUUGGACGAAUCAAACGAUACUCAUAUUGCAAUUUUAGACUAGGUUGAAGUCAAACUUAAGUUUCGUGGUCAACAUUCGAAAUUAAUUAUUCUUAUCGGUUACCCGCAUCUCUACUCUGCAAGUCCAAAUCUUCUAUUAGUUCUCAAUUUCGAGUUCAAUUUGAUGUUCAAAUCUCCAAAAGUCACUUUCUUAGAGUUGCUGUCAGUAUUUCAGGGAGAGUUUUGUUGAGGUAGGUUGAGACCAUAUUAAGCGGGACGAAGAGGCAACUGUCAGCAACUAAUGUUGGAAAAAACUUAAUCACAUCCAAUGUUUACCCUUAGUUCAAUCAAUUGAAUAUGUAACAUGUGUUUUUAAUACAGUUAAUGUACAUUCACACUCACAUUUAUCACUAAACCAUGAUAAAUUAAUAUAAUUCUGGUGUAAAUAUGGAAUGUGGAUAUGUUUUUUCCAACUAAUGUCGCUUGAUACAAUAUGUGCCUUAUGGUGCAUGAUUCAGAAAGGGGAGGACUUAUUUGUUUUAUUUAUCUGUUGUAUGCUUAGAUAAAUAGAUUGACUAAUCUAGGCUUUGCUAAGGACUCCACCCCAAGAUGGGUUUGAACUUCCUGGAGUUUUAGGCCCCGUUUGUCCAUAGAUACCAAAAAAAAAUUCAUUUUGUUUUUUGGAAUUUUGGAGUUGGAGUUGUGUUUGGCCAUAGUUUUUGAAAUUGUAGUUUUUGGUGAAAUAUAGUUGUAAAAAAGUGAAAAAAGUGAAUAUUUUUUGAAAAAUAAGUUUUUUGAGUUUUUAGUAUUCCGGAAUACAACUUCAAGUUGUAUUCGGAAUUUUCAUGGCCAAACGCUGAUUCCGGAAAAAAGUGAAAGAAAUUUCCGGAAUAAAGUGAAUAAUUUUUAUGGCCAAACGGGGGCUUAAACUCCAGGGACGAUUCCUUCGUUUGAACAUAUAAAGGUUCAACGAUUUAUGGAGUUCGAACUUUUAAAGGUUCGAACUCCAUGAAGUUUUUCUUUUCGUGGAGUUUGAAUUAGGUUUCAUGGGUGAAGUAAUGAUAAAAUAUGUAAGUAUUAAUAUUGGUAUUAUGAGUGAAAUAAGUACGUUUAAUAAUGCGAAAAGGAUUAUUUCACCCAUGAUACCUGAUUUGAACUCAAGGACAAUGUCCUGAAGUUUCAGCUUCUAGAAGUUGAAACUCCAUGAUUGUGUCCUGGAGAUCAAAAUAGGUACCAUUGAGUUAUUUCACCCGUGGUCCGUGGCGGAGCCACAUACAGACACCCCUUCGCCAAAAAAUUACAGUGUAAAUACUACGUAAAAAUUUCUUUUUAUAUAUAUAUACUAUGUGUUGAACCACCUUAAAUUUCUUCGUAUAUUUACUUAUUUAUAUUUUGACACCCCUAAGUAAAAUUUCUAGUUCUGCCACUGCCCGUGGUACCUCUUUUGAACUCAAGGACAACAUCUUGGAGUUCCAAUUUGGAGCGUCCUGGAAUUCGAACAUUGCAGCAGAGAAGUUUUCCUUUUUUUAAAAAAAAUUCUGGUUGGAACUCCAGCAUAGCGUGUAGAGUUUUGAGCUCCAGCGUAUGAUGUUGGAAUUGCUUUUAGUUGGGAGUAAGUUUUUACUAAAGUUCUUUUUUCAUGUGAAAAGAGUGGUUAACAUUGAUAGCUUUAAAAAAAGCAGCUAAUAUUUGAGAUCAGCUGUUGAAAGUGUCUGUUUACCUUGGGAUGGAAAACAGAACGGGGACCUAUAACCAUUUUGGUGAUAUCUUCUUUGAGAAAAUCUUAUCUAAGUCAUGCCACAGUAUGCAUCAUUGACAGUUAACCAAAGUUUUAAAAGACAAGGAAAGAAACGAUCAGUAAUCCUUUUGCUAAACAAGGAAAUUUGCUAUCAGCUAACAUAUUCUAAACUGCAAAAGAAUUCGUUGUGAGUUCUAUUGAUGAUACAUAUUCCACGUUCUAAUAAAAAAUUCAUUACUAAAUUUGUAUAUUGCGAGACAUAUUUAUUGAUAUCAAAAUAUACUUCAUAGAAGCUUUAGGGAUGUGUGCUUUAAUUUGCUAUAGACAUGAGGUCAUAUGACAUUGGAGUAACAUUCUUUUCCUGGAAAAAGAAAACCUUCUUAUAGCUAGUUUGGAUUGUUUUUACCUAUUGCAUUGUGUUAGUUUAAAUACAAUGUUUGUUUUGAUCGUUACUUAAAUUUUAUUGUAUCGUAUCGUUAAAUCCAUUGUUACGUAACGACGAAAAGUCUCAUUUUAUGUAAUGACCGAUUUGGUGUUAUUGCGUCGUUGCCUUAUUUAUUUUCUCUCAUUUUUUUCUUACUUAUCUUCUAAUAAUCAUAUUUUAUCCUUUAUUGUACCUUUUUAUGGUAGCUCUACACCGUACUGUAAUUUUAUUUUUAUAUUCUUAAAUCUGUUGCUUUAAAGUUUAUUCUUAAGAUAAAUAAUGUGAUUAUCCAUUAAUGUACAGUUUCACAUUUUUUUUUUGGCAAUUGUCCUCGAGUUCGUGUGUGUUAUGAACUAUUAUGUUAUACUAUUAUAAUUAAGUGUAAUUGCUUUCCAGGAAUAAGACUCUUUUUGAA